Pipistrellus nathusii (Nathusius's pipistrelle) is the source of this 375-nucleotide messenger RNA. NCBI's taxonomy places the organism in Eukaryota, Metazoa, Chordata, Mammalia, Chiroptera, Vespertilionidae. The record is from the annotation of a GenBank genome assembly.
AUGGACGUCUUCAAGAAGGGCUUCUCCAUCGCCAAGGAGGGCGUGGUGGGGGCCGUGGAGAAGACCAAGCAGGGGGUGACGGAGGCGGCUGAGAAGACCAAGGAGGGGGUCAUGUAUGUGGGAGCCAAGACCAAGGAGGGUGUGGUGCAGAGCGUGACCUCAGUGGCUGAGAAGACCAAGGAGCAGGCCAACGCCGUGAGCGAAGCGGUGGUCAGCAGCGUCAACACCGUGGCCACCAAGACGGUGGAGGAGGCGGAGAACAUCGCCGUCACCUCGGGAGUGGUGCGCAAGGAGGAGCUGAAGCCGCCGGCCCCGCCCCAGGAUGAGGCAGCCGAAGAGGAAGCAGCGGAGGAGGCCAAGAGUUGGGAAGACUAG